GGCGCCAGCAUUAUGCAAAUAUCUCAAUGCCAAGUUCAUUGGCGUUUUAGUAGUAUUCGAAGCAGAUUGGUCUCUCUAAGCGAGUUCCCAAUACGUCGGUCACGACGUGACGUCGUAGUGACCGACUGAAAGGGAACCUGAUGACAAUGAUGAUCAAGUACUAAUGAUGGAAUUAAUGGAUGAUUUGCCUGUGAGCACUGAACAAAUUAAGAAAUGGACAAAACAUGACAUCAUACUCGCACAAGUACAUGAGUACAUCCUGAAGGGCUGGCCUAGCAUAGUAGAGCCACAGUUUUUGCCAUAUUUUCAUAGGAAAGAUGCACUGAGUGUUAAAGAUGGAUGUGUCACUUGGGGAGCUCGAAUUAUUAUACCAACACAGGGACGAGCUGCUUUAUUGACUCAGUUACAUCAGACCCAUUCUGGAAUGACAAGAAUGAAAGGAUUGGCCCGAUCAUACAUGUGGUGGCCUGGAAUGGAUCAAGAUGUGGAGAGAGUUGUACAGAAUUGUGAGGUAUGUCAAAGUUGUAAGAAGGCACUUGCUCAAGCUCCUUUGCACCCAUGGGAGUGGCCAGGCUCCCCCUGGGAACGACUUCAUGUAGACUAUGCAGGCCCCUUUUUGGGAAAAAUGUUUUUAAUUUUGGUAGAUUCCCAUUCUAAAUGGUUAGAAAUUUACCCGGUAAAACAUGCAACUUCACACAUCACUAUUAUGAAAAUGAGACAGUGUUUUAGCACACAUGGAUUACCUAAAAUGAUUGUGACGGACAAUGGAACAUGUUUCACAAGUGAAGAGUUUAAGAUUUUCAUGAAGAGAAAUGGCAUUCAGCAUGUUAUGUCUGCUCCUUACCAUCCUUCAUCAAAUGGCCUUGCAGAACGGGCUGUACAAACCUUCAAGGAGGGGAUGAGGAAGUUAACAGGUGACACUGUGGAGACAAGAGUAGCAAGAUUCUUGUUUAAUUAUAGAAUCACACCUCAUGCAACAACUGGAUUGGCACCUGCUGAAUUGUUAAUGUCCCGUAAGUUAAGAUCAACCUUUGAUUUGCUCAUUCCUGACCUGAGGACUAAAGUCCUACAAAAACAACAAAAACAAAGAGAAAGCCAUGAUAAACAUUGUAAAUUCAGAAGUUUUGAACCUGGAGAUUCCGUGUAUGUGAGGAACUACAGUUUUGGUCCAAAGUGGAUUCCGGCCGUAGUGGAAAGUUGUACUGGACCUGUGUCAUACAAAACUGCUAUUGGACAAGGACAAAUUGUAAAGAGACAUGUGGACCAAAUGCAAACUCGUUGUGCUGAUGAGAUGCUGGAGAUAUUUCUACCCUCCGAGAAUGAACAGAGUGUCGAUGCUUCUGUCUUGCCAAAUAUGGAUUUUGCUAAAGCACCUGCAGGUAAAGAAAUGUCUGCAUUUGAGAAAGAACAACCAUCAGAAUUGUCUGUUACUGAGAACCAACAAUCCUCAGAAGUGCCUGUUACUGAAAAAGACACUAAUGUUCACACAAAGCUGCGAAGAUCAGGAAGAGAGAGAUGCCCUCCAGCUUAUUUGAAAGACUAUGUUACAUGA
This is a messenger RNA of Paramisgurnus dabryanus, 1552 nucleotides long. Lineage: Eukaryota; Metazoa; Chordata; Actinopteri; Cypriniformes; Cobitidae. The record is from RefSeq and is a predicted model, not a curated record.